AUGGCUUCUUCUUCGGCACCGCCGGCGCUGGCCGAGAGAGCGCACGCCGUGUGCCUGCCGGCGCCCGCGCAGGGGCACAUCAUCCCCAUGCUCGACGUGGCCAGGGUGCUCCACGCCCGCGGCUUCCACGUCACCUUCGUCAACACCGAGUACAACCACGCCCACCUCGUCCGCUCCCGUGGCCCCGCCGCGGUGGCCGGCGUCCCGGGCUUCUGCUUCGCCACCAUCCCGGACGGCCUGCCGCCGUCCGACGACGACGACGUCACGCAGGACAUCGCGUCGCUGUGCAAGUCCACCACGGAGACCUGCCUCGGGCCAUUCCGCCGCCUCCUCGCGGACCUCAACGCAGGCGGCCCGCCCGUGACCUGCGUCGUCUCCGACGUCGUCAUGGAUUUCUCCAUGGAGGCCGCCAGGGAGCUCGGCCUCCCCUAUGUCCAGCUGUGGACGGCCAGCGCCAUCAGCUUCCUCGGUUACCGCCACUACCGCCUCCUCUUCGCCCGCGGCCUCGCGCCGAUCAAAGACGUCGAACAGCUGACGGACGAGUACCUUGACACGCCGGUGGAGGACGUUCCGGGCCUGAGGAACAUGAGGUUCAGGGACUUCUCGAGCUUCAUACGCAGCCCGGCCCCGGACGACUACAUGCUGCAUUUCGCGCUCGGGAUGACGGAGCGCGCGGCCGGCGCGUCGGCGGUGAUCGUCAACACCUUCGACGACCUCGAGGGAGAGGAGGUGGCGGCCAUGGAGGCGCUCGGCCUGCCCAAGGUCUACACCAUCGGCCCGCUCUCGCUGUUGGCACCGCUCAAGGGCCCGAGUUCCGCCAUCAGCAUGAGCCUAUGGAAGCCGCGGGAGGAGUGCCUGCCGUGGCUCGACGGCAAGGACCCCGGCUCCGUCAUGUACGUCAACUUCGGCAGCAUCACCGUCAUGACCAACGAGCAGCUGGUGGAGUUCGCGUGGGGUCUGGCCAAGAGCGGCAGGCACUUCCUCUGGGUCAUCCGCCCGGACCUCGUCAAGGGCGACGCCGCCGUGCUGCCGCUGGAGUUCUCGGACGAGACGGCGGGGCGCGGGCUGGUGGCCUCCUGA
Molecule: messenger RNA, 1080 nt
Organism: Triticum turgidum subsp. durum (durum wheat)
Lineage: Eukaryota; Viridiplantae; Streptophyta; Magnoliopsida; Poales; Poaceae
Source: the annotation of a GenBank genome assembly